AGGAAGGAUCACAUCGUGAUGGUGAAUGGCCUUUCCAUGGAGAACGUCUCGUCCUCCUUUGCCAUCCAGACACUUAAAACCUGUGGCAAGAUCGCCAACAUUACACUGAAAAGACCGAAGAAAGUCCACCUCCCUAUAAGCAAGAGCAGCCCCGGGUCCCCCACCACGCCCAGGCGCUAUGACUCGGACGAGGACUACGGGUUGCAUGGUGCGGAUCCAGCCCUGCACCGCUCCCGGGAUGACCUGGACCACAGCCAGGGCUACGACGGGGACUCGUCCAGCGAGAGGAGCUCUGGCCACCACCGGGACGACCGCCGCCACCACAAGUCGGUGUCCCGGAACCGGAGGCGAAGCCAGGACAGCAGCCACUGGAGGCAGAGCCCCGGCAGCGGCUCAGAGCGGAGGGGCUACAGCCGGCACCACUCUGCCAAUGGCUUCGGCCAUGAAGGGGACACCAAUGGGCUGGCCCUGGUGUCGGGCUUCAAGCGUCUGCCGCACCAGGAUGUGCCGAUGAAGCCCAUCACGUCAGUCCUGGUGAAGAGGAAGCAGAACGAAGAGUAUGGCCUGAAGCUGGGAAGUCAGCUUUUCAUCAAGCACAUAGUGGAGAGCGGGCUGGCGGCGAAGGGCGGCUCCUUGCAGGAGGGAGACCUCAUCCUGAAGAUCAACGGGGUGGCCAGCGAGGACAUGUCCCUGGCUGACACCCAGCAGCUCAUCGAGCAGACGGAGGGGACCCUGACCCUGCUCAUCCUCCGGGACCACCGUCAGUUCCUGGUUAACAUCCCCGACAUAGAAGACGACCAGAGCGACAGCUCCCGGAUGGAUGAUAUCUCUGACAUCGACUCUGAACUGUCCCAUCUGCCAUCCCCUGAGACCUCCCCGCAACCUCCAGCUGGUGCCGGGAUGAAUUCACCAUCGGAGAGGAGACGAUCGAACAGGGACCCUGCGGUCGACACGAUCGUGGACAACGCUCGGGGCCCUGGCCACAACCCCCACACCAGCCCCGCUGCCCAAGCUGCCCGCAAGGACUGGUACAGCGCCGACUCCAGGGUCGUGCACUUCGUGAAGGCCAAGAGUGUUGGGCUGGGGCUUUUUUUUUUUAACGCCGUGCGCAUCUCCGUGUCGAGCGUGCAGGAGGGGAGCCCAUCCGACAGCCAGGACAUCCGGGAAGGGGACCAGAUCCUGCAGGUGGACAACACCAGUUUUCAGAACCUGACCCGUGAGGAGGCCGUGGAGUAUCUCAUGAGGCUCCCACCAGGCGAGGACAUCACGCUGUGGACCCAGAGCAAGCAGGACAUUUACAGGAAGAUGAUCUCGUCCAACGUGGGCGACUCAUUCUACAUCCGGACACACUUUGACUUUGAGAAGGACACACCAUCGGGGCUCAGCUUCGUCCGUGGGGACGUCUUCCAUGUGCUGGACACCAUGUACCAGGGCAGGCUGGGGAGCUGGCUGGCUGUGCGCAUGAGCAGGGACCUGCAGGAGCAGGACAAGGGCAUCAUCCCCAACCGGAGCAGGGCCGAGCAGAUUGCCAGCCUGGAGUCGGUGCUGAAAGCCACGUCUGGUGCCAACCCCUCUGGGGCACGGGCUGAGUUUUGGAAGCUGCGGGGCCUGCGGGGAGCCAAGAAGAUGCUGCGGAAGAGCCGGGAGGACCUGUCCGCCCUCACAAAGCAGGGCCGCUACCCGCCGUAUGAGAGGGUGGUCCUGAAGGAAGCCAGCUUCAGGCGGCCGGUGGUGAUCCUGGGCCCCAUUGCAGACAUUGCCAUGCAGAAGCUGAGCACGGAGCUGCCCGAGCUGUUUGAGAUUGCCCCAAGCGUGCCCCGAGACGGAACAUCGUCCAAGGUCAUCAAGUUGGACGCAGUGCGGCAGAUCGCAGAGAAGGACAAGCAUGCCUUGUUGGACAUCACACCCUCGGCUGUGGAGUGCCUCAACUACAUGCAGUACUACCCGGUGGUGGUGUUUUGCGAGCCUGAGAGCCGGCAGGGCAUCAAGGCCAUGCGCCAGUGGCUGGCGCCCGACUCCAGGAAGAGCUCCCGGCGCCUCUAUGCCCAGGCCAGCAAGAUGAAGAAGUACUGCAGCCAACUCUUCACUGCCACCGUCAGCCUCAGCAGCAACACCUGGUAUGAGGCGAUCAAGGACAUCAUCAGGACGCAGCAGAGCCAGCCCAUUUGGACGGCGGUGGAGCAGGCAGAUGUGGCACUGGAGGAC
Pelecanus crispus (Dalmatian pelican) is the source of this 2205-nucleotide messenger RNA. NCBI's taxonomy places the organism in Eukaryota, Metazoa, Chordata, Aves, Pelecaniformes, Pelecanidae. The record is from RefSeq and is a predicted model, not a curated record.